Gilbertella persicaria is the source of this 965-nucleotide messenger RNA. Its product is annotated as small GTPase superfamily. The transcript is spliced from 6 exons. Gene Ontology annotation, cellular component: plasma membrane. The record is from RefSeq and is a predicted model, not a curated record. NCBI's taxonomy places the organism in Eukaryota, Fungi, Mucoromycota, Mucoromycetes, Mucorales, Choanephoraceae. Bases 194 to 769 code for a protein of 191 amino acids. Gene Ontology annotation, biological process: signal transduction. Gene Ontology annotation, molecular function: GTPase activity; GTP binding; GDP binding.
UUUUUUUUGUAUUCCUUUCUCCUCUCUUUUUUGUUUCUUUUUUUUUAUUCUUUGAGAGACAAAUUUGUUUUAUUUUUUUAUUUUUUGAUCUCUCUAUAUUUAUUUUAUACUGAUACUCUCCGUUCAUUCAAAGCUCUUUUUUAUAUAUAAGCCAAACUAUUUCCUACAGAUAAAAUAAAAUAAAAUUUGAAAAAUGAUGCUCUAUAAGUUGGUCGUUCUUGGUGAUGGUGGUGUUGGCAAAACUGCUUUGACUAUUCAGCUUUGUCUUAAUCACUUUGUUGAGACAUAUGAUCCUACCAUUGAAGACUCUUAUCGUAAACAAGUUGUCAUUGAUGAUCAACCCUGUGUUCUCGAAGUAUUGGAUACUGCUGGUCAAGAAGAAUAUACUGCAUUAAGAGAUCAAUGGAUUCGUGAUGGUGAAGGAUUCUUGUUAGUUUACUCAAUUGCUUCCCGUUCGACUUUUGAACGUAUUGAACGCUUCCGUAAUCAAAUCUUCCGUGUAAAGGACCUUGACAAUGUACCUAUGAUGUUGGUAGGUAACAAGUGUGAUAAAGUAACAGAAAGAGAGGUUACAAGAGAAGAAGGAGCAGCCAUGGCAAAGCAAUUGGCCUGCGAUUUCAUUGAAACUUCUGCAAAGACAUGUGUCAACGUCGAAAGAUCAUUUUAUCAAGUCGUCAAAGCUAUCAGAGCUCAACGUGAAGGUUUGAAACCUGGAGGACCCAAGGGUAAAAGUAAGAAGGAGAAAAAGAGCAAAUGUUUGAUUUUGUAGAUUUCUUUUCUCUCUUAUAUUCUUUACUAUUAUUAAUGACUAUUCCUUUUUUUUUUCUUCUUCUUGCACCUACAACAACAACAACAACAUAUCUUCCCUUAUUCAUGUAAUUGUAUUCUCUCUCUUUCUUUCUUUUUUUGAACUUUAUGGCGAUAAUAAUAAAAAAAAGGAAAUGACUAUUUUCCCCUCCCCCUCU